UACAUCGUACUAUUCUCUUGCAUCUGGCGAUGGACUACGAUUUCCGGAAGGGCGCAUCUCCUUAUGAUUCUUCUUCUGCCAUACCCAUGUACAGGCCCCCUUCAAGCUAUGGUGCCCAUGGCUCCCCUUCCUAUUACCCCGCUCCCAAUAGGAUCGCCCAUACCUCCGGACCUCCUGUUAGCCGCCCGCCUCCUGUUCCGACUACCUCAUCUUCGCCCUCAUCAAGUCUGGGUAUCAGGGUUGCCAUAAAGCCAGCAUACCGCAUAACCCCUCCUCCUCAACUCUCGCCACAAAUGGCUGAAAUUCCACGGUGCUCAUUCCUGUUUGACUUUGAGUUUGAAAGAAAAAUACUAGCAGAAGCAGAGAAGGAGAGUCAGAAUUGGAGCAAAAUUGCAACAGAAACCCCGUCUUCAUCAAAGCCUACAGAAUCUGGUACCCAGGAAUCUGCAGCGGACCAGCUCGUGAACAAAUAUGCUGCCUUAGGACUUAACCGUGAAGCAGUGUCUUUCGCUGUUGCAAACUAUGGUGACAAUGCAAACAAGGUUCGGGAGUUUGUAUCCUCCUAUAAUCUUCUUCGAGAAAUGGGUUUCGCUUCAACUAAUGUUGCCAGGGUUUUGGUGAUGUAUGACAAUGAUAGAGACAAGGCAUUAGCGCAUUUCCUUGGCAGUUCUGUAUAGUCCCUAGUUUUAUGUUCAAUAAUAUUUAGUUUCAGUGGGAAUAGUGUGUGGGAGGAAUGAAGAUUUUUUUUUUUAACAUUCAAAAAAAAGGAAAAGGAGUGAAGGUUUCUUCUUCUUUUUUGUCAAUUUUAAGUAAUUUGGUAUGAUGUGCGACCCAUCUGAUGAUAUAUGUAAAUGGCUUGAUCAAAAAAAUUAAUAUAUGCACAUGAGGAUUUGCUCUCGGUUUGGUAAAACUUUCUUUUUCAGCA
Amborella trichopoda is the source of this 925-nucleotide messenger RNA. RefSeq names its product Ubiquitin-associated/translation elongation factor EF1B protein. The record is from RefSeq and is a predicted model, not a curated record. Gene Ontology annotation, cellular component: ESCRT I complex. Lineage: Eukaryota; Viridiplantae; Streptophyta; Magnoliopsida; Amborellales; Amborellaceae. Gene Ontology annotation, molecular function: ubiquitin binding. Gene Ontology annotation, biological process: ubiquitin-dependent protein catabolic process via the multivesicular body sorting pathway.